AUGGAGGAUGCUUCUUUGAUUCUGGUAAACUCUAUUUUGAGACGUUGUGAAUGCCCUUGGUCCUAUCUGGAUAUAGUGAGGCAGGUUAAAGGUAUUUUGAGCAGUCUGGAAUUUUGUCUGGUGCAUGUUUAUAAAGAUGCUAAUUAUGUUGUUGACAAGUUGGCUGGAAAUGCUGUUCGGAACAAGAGGCUGGCUGGAUAUGUUGUUAUGAUCAACAAGAGAAGUGAAUUAUGUUGCUCACUGGCUGGAUAUGUUGUUCGGAGCAGGAGGCUGGUUGGAUAUGCUGUUAUGAUCAGCAAGCAGUAUGGACCACAUAUCUACAAUCGAAAAGGUUGUCUCACCAAAGUUUGUUCAAAGAAAAAUGCAGCAGAGGAUCAAAGUUUAGAUAUCUGUUUAAGAUGUGGCAAUUCAGGACACAAUAUGUUCUCAUGCAGCAGCAAUGAGUACAGUUCUGAUGAUCUCAGGGUAUUAACCUUUGCAUAA
Molecule: messenger RNA, 483 nt
Organism: Ilex paraguariensis (yerba mate)
Lineage: Eukaryota; Viridiplantae; Streptophyta; Magnoliopsida; Aquifoliales; Aquifoliaceae
Source: the annotation of a GenBank genome assembly